AUGAAGUGGCUUCCUCCAUCUGAGGACGAAGUCGCACGCCUCCAGGAGCAUUUCUACGACAACUCUAUGCUCCGUGGUAACCUUCUCCUUGGUUGGACUAAGCCUUUUAUCACGGCGCGAUUCACGCAAGCGAAUACACUCCCACAACCAAUGCUCACUGCUCUUCAUACCGCCAUGCACUCAGAAUUCGAACCGCACGAGUUGAAGAGCUUCUAUUCUCCUCCAGAUGGUCCUCGAUGGUUGGAUCUGUCUCAAUUCGAAGUGAAUCCAUACUUCGUCGACUUGUUCGGGGAUUGCUUCCAACCAUUCCAGGGCAGUUACACUGUUACGAUCAAGCCUCACAUACAAGAAUAUCUCAGAAGUCUAGCAUCAAACACAGGUCCAUCUCGGGAGCAGCUUGUUAACAACAUGUUUCUUACGCGACCACCAUGCAAGGUUCUGCGAAUUUACGCGACAACGAAAUCUCGCGAAGGACUGCAAAUGGUGGGUAGCGUACACCAGACGGAUGGCGUUCGUAUUGGAGACCUUCUGCUUCAACUACAGCAGCACUUCUCUACAGCAAUCGAACUGUGGCGCAGCCGCUCCCAAUCCCUGCGGAAACUAAUUGCGGGACACGAAUCUCUUUGGGAUUCGGAAGAGGAAGAAAUUGCGGGAUACGAAUCUCUUUGGGGCUCGGAAGAGGCUUGGAUCUGUCCCGGCUUUCCGAAGCUCAUCAUCUUUCUUGAGGCCACGGAACAACCUGACCCAUCAUUCGCGCAACAUCUUUGCAACUUCAGCCAAAGGAACACAGAGAUGCACAUGAGAGAGUGGCAUGAAGACGUUUCGAAGCCGAAGAAAUUGUUGCAAGAUCUAUGGGACUCAAUGACCCAGGCUGAGAUCGAAGCAUAUAUGUCAGAUUUCUUGAAUGCUUGA
Molecule: messenger RNA, 912 nt
Organism: Alternaria conjuncta
Lineage: Eukaryota; Fungi; Ascomycota; Dothideomycetes; Pleosporales; Pleosporaceae
Exons: 1
Coding region: 1-912 (303 amino acids)
Source: RefSeq, a predicted model, not a curated record